Messenger RNA from Lasiosphaeria miniovina, 359 nucleotides. RefSeq lists its product as uncharacterized. The transcript has a single exon. NCBI's taxonomy places the organism in Eukaryota, Fungi, Ascomycota, Sordariomycetes, Sordariales, Lasiosphaeriaceae. The record is from RefSeq and is a predicted model, not a curated record. The annotation marks the transcript as partial.
GUCUCGACUACGACAUGUUAAUGUAUGAUAUAUAUAAUCUUGCACUGCCAGUAUUGUCUAUGAUGAGCUUCCAAACCCUCAGCCUCGCCCUCUGCUGGGUGCGUGGCAUGGCAAACGAACUUCUGGGAAGGCUCUCAACAGCUCGUGUUUUCCAUGCGAUCUGGGUGAAUUCCGGCUUGGAGUUUAACGUCCUUUGCAUCCUCCAGCGGGGCAACGGAUUAAUUACUAGAACCCCGUGCCUACGAGCGAGCAAUAAUUGCUUGGGUCAAAGUGUGAUUGGUUUUUGCUUCGAUACGUUUCUUAAUUGACUUGAAUCACUUCGUGCCUGAUGUCAAACGUGCACAAAGUGUGGCGGCGUG